Messenger RNA from Petromyzon marinus (sea lamprey), 2314 nucleotides. It is a transcript of the gene SNF8, whose product is annotated as SNF8 subunit of ESCRT-II. Gene Ontology annotation, cellular component: ESCRT II complex. The record is from RefSeq and is a predicted model, not a curated record. Lineage: Eukaryota; Metazoa; Chordata; Hyperoartia; Petromyzontiformes; Petromyzontidae. Gene Ontology annotation, biological process: protein transport to vacuole involved in ubiquitin-dependent protein catabolic process via the multivesicular body sorting pathway.
UCACACGAAGUUCAUCAAAAAUAUGUCUUUGUUUUGUUUUGUCUUACGCGUUUCAAAGUAACCGAGAGCGAAUGAAAAAGGGGGCAAAGUGCACUCUUCCGGAAUUUUGCGAGCUGCUGUCGGUGCGGAAUGUGACAAUCGCGCUGCUAUCAGCCAACCUCCCCCCCUUACCUGAUUGAUUGACGGACCAAAAUCCGGACCCUGUUUGGUCACCCCCGUGCCCCCCCGUUGUUAAUCACAAAGUUCGUCCGGCAAAGUCACCAUCGCAAGGGAGUAACACACAAUUAUCCCUGUACAACGUUGACAGCUCCCUUGAUCGGCCGAUGCAACGGGAGUCCGUAACCCCGGGGAGUUGGACCGGUGUUGCACCCGAUUCAAGAGCCGAAUGGCUCACAGGGCCAUACCAAAAUAAAUUAAAACUGAAACUUUGUGAAAUCUGUUUAGUAAAUGAUUAAAAGGUUAGCCUUGUUGACGAUGCAUCACCGUCGUGGGAUUCGAUUCUCACCAAUUUACUUGAUUAUAAAUGCGAUUCAAGAAUCUCAACAUAUGGUUAUUUAAUUGCUAGUUCCGAUCGUUAUGUUCGAACGUAAUAUUUGCUUAACGUUUGGGGAAAAAAAAACCCCACUCGGAAAGUAAAAGUAUAGUCCCACAUUAUUAUCAUCCAAGAACUGCAUUGUCGUUGACACCGACUCUUGAAACGAUUUCUUUGUAUCGAUCCAACGACUCUUUAAAGGUUGCUGGCUUCGUGGUUUGUGGCCUGGCCUCAGUCAAAAUCCAAAGUGAACAGGAUCACAAAUAUAAACAACAACUACAACCACCACUACCACCACCACCAUCGUCUACCGUCGCCAACUUCGUUCAUGUCCACGAGCGGACGCAGAGAAAACAGCACGGAGACAGGAGGAGUGAGGAAGCCGUCACUCAGGGUUGUGGGACAUUGACCAGUGACAAUGCAUCGGAGAGGAGUUGGUGCUGGAGCCAUUGCCAAGAAAAAGCUGGCCGAGGCAAGAUAUAAGGAAAGGGGGAAUGUCAUGGCCGAAGAUCAGCUCUCACAGAUGUCCAAGCAGCUGGAGACUUUUAGGACCAACCUGGAGGAGUUUGCCAGCAAACAUAAGCAGGAGAUCCGCCGCAAUCCACAGUUCAGAGUGCAGUUCCAGGACAUGUGUGCCACCAUUGGCGUUGAUCCUCUUGCAUCUGGGAAGGGGUUCUGGUCAGAGAUGCUCGGAGUGGGAGAUUUUUACUAUGAGCUGGGUGUGCAGAUCGUGGAAGUCUGCCUUGCCCUUCGUCACCGAAAUGGAGGGCUGAUGAUGCUGGAGGAGCUACACAAUCGUGUGCUGAAGAGCAGGGGCAAGUACGGCCAGGAGCUUAGUCAAGAUGAUCUAAUCCGAGCCAUAAAAAAGCUCAAGGUGCUGGGCAAUGGCUUCUGCAUGAUCCCCAUGGGUGGAACCUACCUGGUGCAGUCUGUUCCUGCUGAGCUCAACAUGGAUCAUACCACAGUGCUCCAAAUCGCUGAGAAAAAGGGCUACGUGAGCGUUGAGGAAAUUACAUCUUCUUUGAAGUGGGAAACGGAGCGUACAAACCACGUGUUGGCUCACUUGCUGAGGGAAGGACUGGCCUGGAUCGACCAGCAGGCACUUGGGGGAGCGCAGUACUGGUUCCCUGCUCUCUUCACCGACCUGUACAGCCAGGACAUCAGUCCCGAUGAAGCCAGCUCGUAGCGCAGUGCAUUCUUGCAAAUUUGUCCUUUAUGGAAAUGUGAAUAAAGGCAGCUGUUAUCAUCUCCAAAUGUAUAUGAUUUUGACACGAGCUUUGUAUUUCAUGGAGAACACUUUUUUGACACUCCCAAGUUCAUGGAGGAUUGUUUUUUAGUCGGCUGUCUCAUUAACUGCUGGAUAAAGGCUGGGUCAUAAUUAUGACCAAUGUAUGAUUACACAUCUUGCUGUUUAAGUUCCCUGCUAUGGUCUGUUUUAAAGUACUGAUUACGUAAUCCUGAAGAUACCGCACUCAUUUGUUAACAUGAAGAUACCGCACUCAUUUGUUAACAUUAAACUUGAUAAAUUCCCGUAGAAUUAUUUCACAGCAGUCAGGCUUUGUGUUGACAAGUGUCCAAAUGUGGUUACCAAAUAAGAGCGGUGCCAUUAGUAGGGCUAAAGGAUGACCCCAACAUGUUCAUUGCUUAGUGUAGGGGGAUUGUCUGUUCCAGUUCCUAAAGGGUUUUGUACAUUUUUGCAUUGGACUGCUUUAUUGACAUUUCCACUAAAACCUUAAAUGUGAAUUCCAAAAUUCAACUGCACAGUAAACUUUUUAAAGCCAA